AACUUAAUUAGAAGAAUGAAGAUGAGGUGUGGAGACAGUUAGUUGACAUGCUAUCUCUUCUAAAAAAUCCACAGCAAGACCAAAAUUCACCUCUGCCUCGCCUUCUCCACUUCCCCUCCAUUAACAGUGUUAUACACUUUUACUUUGAUCAAAACUGUGUUCCUCUUUUGUCGUUAGUACAAGGGCAAUUUUGAAACAGAAACAGAGAGAUACUAUUUCUUUUCUUUUCUUUUUCUAUUGCUAUUCCAUUGGAGUGGGCAAUAAUCCUUGUAGCUGGAAAGAAGAGCAGAAAGGGUUCCACAGAAAAUUAUCUUUUUAAAAAAUAAAAAUAAAAAUUGAAUUUUGAGCUAUAUUAUUGGCCAUUGCGAAUGCUCCCAAUAAUAUUCCUUCCGUUUUAAUUUCAUCUUUUGAAUGCAGUUUUAUCAUUCAGUGAUGAGAAUGGAUGCAGAUUGGCUCUAGAAAUCUACUUGAGAGUCAUAGCAGUUGCUACAGUCAUGAUGGAAAUCGAGGAGAAAGAGAAAAUCGUGAUAGCCAAACCAGUUGCAUGUAGACCUCGUUUCUCCAAUUCGAAAUCAUUAUCGGUCCUUCUCUCUGUUACAACUGAUGCUUCUCCACCUCCUGCUUUUACUGAAGCUGCUACAGUCAUAAGACCAACGACAGUGCGCUUUAAGCCGGACAGCAAUCUUGAUUUGGAUGAGGCUGCUGCUUGCCAUCCAACUAAAAGGGCCCUAGAAUCUAACACCGCGUGCAGUGUGGUCUACAAACCAAUAGCUAAGCUUGUUUCAAGGACAACAGUUUCUCUCCUGUCGAAUUUGGGGGGUAAUGGUAUUGCCCCGACACAAGAAGUUGGCAAGGAUGGUAAUAGAGUACCUUCAUCAAACCAAGUAACUCACCAAUCCGGCACCAAAUUAAAGAUCCAUCCUGAUUUCCCCACACAGUCGGAACAUAGGGCAACUACUUCAGUAGAAAAUCAUGCACAGGAAACCAAAUUCUCAAUCCCUGCAAAUAUCAGGGAUCGGACUUCAUAUGAUGGUCACAAUUGGCGUAAAUAUGGACAGAAACAGGUUAAAGGAAGUGAGUAUCCUCGAAGUUACUACAAGUGUACAUACCCGAACUGUCCCGUAAAAAAGAAAGUAGAAAAAUCACUCGAUGGGCAGAUUGCAGAGAUAGUUUACAAUGGUGAGCAUAACCACUUAAAGCCCCAGCCACCUGAUCACACUCCAGCAGAUGGACACACACAGAUGCCAGUUUAUGAUGCCGCUCGGAAAGAGGUGCAAAGUCAUGUGAUAAAUCAACAAUCUGACGCAGUGAGAGCUCAUCAAGGGGGAUCAGACAUUCAGGAUCUUACCGAAUCAUCUAACCAAUCAACUUUUUCCGCUACUCCACCAACCAAUUAUACUGUUGCAUCUGCAGCAUGCAAUGCUGGCCCCUCAGUGUCCCAUAAUUCGCUGGGUGAAUGUGAUGAAGUUGGUAGAUUUGUCGAUGCAGAAGGUGGUGCCUUCAGAAGCAAAAGAACGGAAUCCGACAACCAAUUACCCAGAGCAAGCAUGGCUGGGGAAGCCUCAUCCAUUGUCGUUCAGAACCAUACUGAUUCUGGCAUAAUCGGGGAUGGAUACCGCUGGAGGAAGUACGGCCAGAAAGUAGUGAGGGGAAAGAAGUACCCUAGGAGUUACUACAGAUGCACCAACCCGGACUGCAACGUGAGGAAGUAUGUAGAGAGAACCUCUGAAGAUCCAGGCACAUUCAUAACGACGUAUGAAGGCAAACACAGCCAUGCCAUGCCAAUGAAAACUGCAAAUGUAGAGGCAUCCAAGACAAGUACCAAAAACUGAACCCAUCCAAGGAGAGAGAAGAUUUUGCUCGGACUUCCCAAUCAUUGAUGAGGCAUGUUAACUGGGAUGUAAUGUAACUUAAUUUGUUUUUCUGCAUUUUUCAUCAUUCUCUACAAUCAAACAAUAUGUAACCAAAUUUUAAUUAUUGGCUAUCUUAUUCUGUAUUUCUUCCUUUA
Messenger RNA from Salvia splendens (bonfire salvia), 2008 nucleotides. RefSeq names its product WRKY transcription factor 44-like. The transcript is spliced from 6 exons. The coding region runs from base 495 to 1832 and encodes 445 amino acids. The record is from RefSeq and is a predicted model, not a curated record. Gene Ontology annotation, biological process: regulation of DNA-templated transcription. NCBI's taxonomy places the organism in Eukaryota, Viridiplantae, Streptophyta, Magnoliopsida, Lamiales, Lamiaceae. Gene Ontology annotation, molecular function: DNA-binding transcription factor activity; sequence-specific DNA binding.